Marasmius oreades (fairy-ring Marasmius) is the source of this 2046-nucleotide messenger RNA. RefSeq lists its product as uncharacterized. Gene Ontology annotation, cellular component: cytosol. Gene Ontology annotation, biological process: response to oxidative stress; hydrogen peroxide catabolic process. Lineage: Eukaryota; Fungi; Basidiomycota; Agaricomycetes; Agaricales; Marasmiaceae. Bases 1 to 2046 code for a protein of 681 amino acids. Gene Ontology annotation, molecular function: catalase activity; heme binding. The transcript has 6 exons. The record is from RefSeq and is a predicted model, not a curated record.
AUGAGCAAACUUGCAGGAUCAUCAAACUUACCUGGAAAUGAUGGUUUCCUUGACCAGUUCAAGGUCGAUGACCACAAAACUACAAUGACGACUGACUCCGGUACCCUCGUUAACGAUUUUCGAUCCCUCAAAGCUGGCGAAAGGGGACCCACCUUACUCGAAGAUUUUGUUUUCCGUAAUAAGAUUACCCGUUUCGACCAUGAGCGUAUUCCGGAGAGAGUCGUUCACGCUCGUGGGGCCGGUGCUCACGGUUACUUUGAAUCGUAUGGAAACUGGUCUGACCUUACCGCCGCGUCGUUCUUGAGUGAAAAGGGAAAACGGACGCCGAUGUUCGUCAGAUUUUCCACAGUCGCAGGAUCCCGUGGCUCUGCUGAUACUGUCCGUGAUGUGCAUGGUUUUGCUCUUCGGUUUUACACUGAGGAAGGAAUUUUUGACAUUGUCGGCAAUAAUAUUCCAGUUUUCUUCAUUCAGGACGCUAUUCAAUUCCCGGAUCUCAUUCAUGCAGUUAAACCCGAGCCUGAUAGCGAAAUGCCUCAAGGAGCUACAGCUCACGACACCGCAUACGACUUCUUCUCUCAAAACCCCUCUUCCCUUCAUACCCUGUUGUGGGCAAUGUCAGGACAUGGAAUCCCUCGUUCUUAUCGUCACAUCGAUGGAUUCGGCGUGCACACGUUCCGGAUGGUGAACGCCAAUGGUGAAACCAAGCUCGUGAAAUUCCAUUAUAAAACGAAGCAGGGUCGAGCCAGCCUUAUCUGGCCUGAAGCACAAGUUAUUGCCGGUCAAAACAUCGACUUCCAUCGCCAAGAUUUGUGGGAGUCGAUCGAGGCUGAAGCAUACCCGGAAUAUGAGUUCUGUGUUCAGAUCAUGAACGAGGAAGAUGUAACGAAGUAUGGGAUUGACGUGCUGGAUUCGACAAAAAUAAUUCCCGAGGACAAAGUACCGUUGACACCGCUCGGAAAAUUUGUAUUGAAUAGGAACCCGACGAACUUCUUCGCCGAAACAGAGCAGGUUAUGUACUGUGUUAGCCAUGUCGUCCGCGGUAUUGAAUUCACAGAGGAUCCACUUCUCCAGGGCCGUCUGUUCUCCUACUUCGACACACAGCUCAACCGAAACAUGGGCAGCCCCAACUUUGAACAAAUCCCUAUUAACCGUCCCCGCAAUGUCGUCCACAACAACCAUCGCGAUGGUGCCAUGCAGCAGUUCAUUCCCACCAACAAAUACGCAUAUUCGCUAAAUUCCCUCGGUGAUGGCUACCCUAAACCUGCUGAGCCCCGUGCCAACGGCUUCAUGCACGCAGCUACUCGACGCGUCGUAGACGCACGGUAUCCUCGACUAUUCUACAAUUCCCUCCUCCCUGCUGAACAACAAAUGGUAGUAAACGGUUUCCGGUUCGAGGUCUCGAAGGUCAAUUCCCUCGACGUCAGAAGGAGGUUCAUUACCGAGCUAAAUAGAGUCAGUAAUGAUCUUGCUCGGCGAGUAGCUAAGGCCGUGAACGUUCCCCUUCCCGAACCGGAUUCCAAGUACUACCACGAUAACAAAGCCCCUGAUCUUUCGGUUCUAGCGGAGCCUCUGAAAACCAUCGCGGGUUUGCGUGUGGGCAUUUUGGCUAGUAUGAAAUCUCCCUCCUCCAUCGAACAGGCAAACGCACUUGCGAAGGAGUUCACUAAAAAAGGUGCCGUUGGGUUGGUCGUCGCUGAGAGUGUGAUGGACGGAGUGAAUGCUUCUUACCUUGCCUCCGAUGCGGUUCUUUUCGAUGGGAUUGUCGUUGUGGAAGGUACAGAGAAGCUUUUCGAUCCGGAAAAAUCUGCCUCUAGUCCACUUUUCCCGCCCCAGCGUCCUUUGAAGAUCCUUCAGGACGCGUUCUUUUAUGGGAAGCCUGUCGGGGCGAUUGGAAAUGGUCGGGGUGCGUUUGAGGCUGCGACGCCUAAGCUUGCGUCUGAGAAUCCGGGGGUGUUUGUUGCGAAAGAGGUUGGAACAAACUUUAUGGAAGCUUUUGAGGUAGGGUUGAAGAAGUUCAAGUUUGAGGACAGAUUCCCUAUGGAUUGA